AUGGCUUCCGAAGGAUCUCAGGCACUUCAUCAGCAUCAAUUCUCCAUCCAUGAUGGUCGAUCCGGCGCAGCGAAACGACCUCCACUGGCGCAGGUAGGCAGGGACCCUCGCAUCAAGACAGCAUGUACGGAGUGUAAACGGCGGAAAGUGAAAUGCGACGGCAGUCAUCCGUGCUAUUCUUGCCAGUGGUACAAACAACCCGAACGUUGCAAAUAUCCAUUCACCCAGCCUGCACUAGGUGUCAAUCGCAAGAAUUUCGACUAUGUGCGCAAAAGGCUCGAAACAACCACUAAUAUCUUGACGAAGCUGUUGCCCUCGGAAUCUAUCGAUGCUCUCGAGGGAUUAUCUAGUCAACAGCUUGUGGAGCGUGUUAUUGCAACAAUCACCUCACGUGAGGCUGAGCAAAGUCCCAAUCUUCCUUCGUCCCAGCAGAAAAGAACGGGCAAGAGAUCCGUCGUGUCGCAUGAAACGAAUGUGAACGUUCCCGCCGCGGUAGCCCUCGCAGCUUCACAAGGAUCCAAGGAGCAUCAAGGACAGCCAGAGAACUCUCCAAGUGAGAGCGAUGGUCAUCACGAAUCCGCCGAUGACAAUGUAUCAGAUACUGGUGACGACGUGAAUGCAGUAUCGACGACUGAUUCUCACGCUUCCUCAUAUGUCGGGCCUUCAUCGACUAUGCAAAUGUUUCGCACAAUUCUUCGGAUCGCACCAGACUCUCUGGAGAAAAGCGCUCAAUACCAGAGUCCUCCACGCAGUGUUCCUAACUCUUCCUCCGGUUCUUCAUCCCGCCACGCUCCAAUGCCGCUGACCGAUCGGAUGACAGCGCUGAUCGACGCGUAUUUUCAUUGGGUCCAUCCUACUACAGCCAUAAUCGACGAAGCAACGUUUCGAGAAACGGCAUUAUCUGGCCAUCGAACUGAUCCUCCAUGGUUGUGUCUCUUGAAUACAGUCUUGGCCCUGGGCUCACUAGGCUGCACAAAGACCGAGUCUAAAGAGCACAUGACAUAUUACAAUGUUGCCAAAUCUUACCUUGACCUCGAAGCCCUCGGGCACAAGAGUGUGGAGUUUCUGCAAGCAUUGAUGUUGAUGGCUGGGUGGUAUUGCCACUAUCGAAACCGUCCGAAUCUUGCUUCCGCGCUUCUCGGGGUUGCAUUCCGUAUGGCAUAUGCCUUGGGUGUUCACAAGGAGACCCCAAUCCCAGGACAAACAGAUGUGAGCCAGGAGCUGAGACGCACCAUUUGGUGGAAUCUAGUGGUCCUAGAUGCAGCCGAAGCAGUAACCCUUGGACGCAACCUGGACGGAAGCAUCUUCGAUAGUGAGGUAAGGCAUCCCGGAGGCAUGCUGCAAGAGCCAAACCGGACUUAUGACAAACCUUUGUGUUUGGCAUCGCUACUGGGCAUCACCAUCGCCUUCUCCCGGAUCAUGACUGAAACCCAGGCUAGAUUGGCCACACCGACGCCCUUAUCCUUUGCUGAGCUCCUCGGCCUGGACGCGCAUCUCGUCGACUGGUACGAAGGACUACCGGGAGAGUUUCAUGGUUUAGCAGGAGGCGUACCCGCAUUCAAACACACUUUUACUGGACGUACAGAGCCAUCUAUAUCCCAUGCGUUUGUACAGCCAUGUGUAACAAUACGAUGGCGAUACCUCAUUCUUCGCAUAACGCUGUACCGGCCAGUCCUUAUGGAGGCUGUUUUGCGUAGAACUCCGUACCAUCAACUAACGCCGGACCAACGAUUGUGCAUUCGGAAGUGCCUGACGUUGGCAGGCGAAUUGAUCGAAUCAGCCCGAUCGCGGACCGUGGAGACUCCUAAUCAAUACAUUGCUUGGCCGGCAACCUGGAACCUACUACAGGUCUGCAUGGUGCCUUUGGUCUGUCUGUAUACUUUCCGCGAGGAUCCUGAAACUGCCUCAGCAUUUCACCGAGGCCACGGGCAGUUUCGUGCCCCGGCACAGGCGAUAGACCAGGUUCGACAAGUUCGCGAAGAGUGCCACCGACAAGUCCAAACGACGUUAAAUCUGAUGCAGGAAAUGCAACCAUGGGGGAUUGCAUCAGAUCGCAUGUAUGAACUGAUCAACAUGUUGUAUGAAGCACGACAUCAACCACUGCGAGUGUGGAAUAAUGAUGAAAACAGUCCUCUGGUCGUACUACCACCGACCCCUGUACUAAGAGCCGCGAGUUCUUCCAGACGGUGUGGUUGGGGGGCCACAGGUGCACGCAUCGAAAACAACGAGCAAUAUUGUCCAAGGCAAGAGAAUGAGAACAUUGAAGCGAUAGCCUUCCAGGGAUCAAUGAAUCCACCAACGGGCGUUUCAGCAGAAGGCGCGGCAGACAUGCCAAUGUACAACACAAUUGGAUGGCCAAGUGUAACAUGGGAAAGUCUUUUCGAGCUUCCAAACGAUUUUCAGUGGCCGGAUCCUGAGACUACAUACGAUAUGGGAUGA
This is a messenger RNA of Exophiala oligosperma, 2439 nucleotides long. RefSeq lists its product as uncharacterized. The transcript is spliced from 2 exons. Gene Ontology annotation, cellular component: nucleus. The coding region runs from base 1 to 2439 and encodes 812 amino acids. NCBI's taxonomy places the organism in Eukaryota, Fungi, Ascomycota, Eurotiomycetes, Chaetothyriales, Herpotrichiellaceae. Gene Ontology annotation, biological process: positive regulation of transcription from RNA polymerase II promoter by galactose; DNA-templated transcription. Gene Ontology annotation, molecular function: DNA-binding transcription factor activity, RNA polymerase II-specific; RNA polymerase II cis-regulatory region sequence-specific DNA binding; zinc ion binding. The record is from RefSeq and is a predicted model, not a curated record.